Molecule: messenger RNA, 2382 nt
Organism: Capsella rubella
Lineage: Eukaryota; Viridiplantae; Streptophyta; Magnoliopsida; Brassicales; Brassicaceae
Product: cation/H(+) antiporter 6B
Exons: 4
Coding region: 1-2382 (793 amino acids)
Biological process (GO): proton transmembrane transport; regulation of pH
Cellular component (GO): endomembrane system; membrane
Molecular function (GO): antiporter activity
Source: RefSeq, a predicted model, not a curated record
AUGGAUGCAGAACAAGCGACUUGGCGUCAAGAGAUCAUGUGGGACGACGAUGGGAAAAGAGCAGAGAUGGGGGAGAAGAUGUUUUGCGAUGUAAGUCCACAUAUAAUGUUGAACUCACACGGCGUGUUGGAGAAAAUGGCUUCCGGAUCUGAGGGAAUGGAAUUCUGGGAGUACCCUCUUCCUCAGCUGGAGAUCAUCAUUCUCUCCACAUUCCUGUUCUGGCGUUUUUUUGAUAUCUUGUUCAAGAAGUUACGUGUUCCUAUCCCCAAAUUUACCUCCAUGAUGCUUGUUGGGGCAGUCUUGAGCGAGGUGUUGCAGUCGGUGAAAAUGUCAUGGUUUCAGGAUAUAUUUAUCCAUGAGAACAAGUAUAUGCCAAAUGUUGCUGAGACUAUUGGCGCAUUUGCUUUUACCCUAGAUUGGUUCCUAAGAGGAGUGACUACAGAUGUUGGAAUGGUCAAAAAGUCUGGAACUAAGAGUGUUGUAAUUGGAUUCACCUCAAUGAUCAUCCCAUGGCAAAUAGGAAAACUCAUUUAUUCAUCUAGAGAGAAAUCAAGUAUCCCGACCAUGUCAGGGAUGGAGUAUGCUAUAAUGACUUUCACCAUGAGCGUGACGCCCUUUACUUGCCUCAACAUGUUCCUUACCGACCUCAAAAUAGUUCACACUGAGUUCGGCCAAAUAGCUCAGUCAUCUGGAAUGGUAACCGAUGUCCUUGCCUUUUUCUUGACUGUAUGGAAUUACGUAAGCCGCGAUGAUGGAAUACGUAUGGGAGUUGCUUUUAUGCUCUUCUUUACUUUUUUGUUUCUUGUGCGACAAUUUAUGCACUGGGUUAUCAGACACACGCCAGAAGGAGUUCCGGUGAGGAACAUGUAUCUCUACAUUGGUCUCUUGCUGGCUUACUUAUCUUAUCUUUUCUGGAGUCACUAUUUAUUCUUCGGACCGUUGGGGGCAUUUAUUCUUGGUUUGGCUAUUCCUAACGGACCACCUUUAGGUUCAGUUUUUAUACAAAAAUUCGAUAGCUUCAAUGAGGGCCUUUUUUUACCCCUCUUUGGAUCACUUACCAUGAUUAAACUAGAUUGGUCAUUUUUACGCAAGGAGUUUGGAAAUGGAAAACAUUUCGAGGGACAUAUGCACGAGUGUUUUUCAUUCCUUGCCAUCUUAUACAUGACGAAAUUUGCUUCUUCGUUCUCGGUCGCCAUAGCUGCAAAGAUGCCCUUGAGAGACUCAGUUAUCCUAGGUAUCAUUAUGGGCACCAAGAGUAGUUUCGAGCUGGCUUACGUACUCCAAGCCUUCGAAAAAUACAGUAUUAGUCUGGAGCUUUUCACGCUCAUGGGUGUAUACAUUCUCGUAAACUCUUUGUUAACACCAAUGUCUAUACAUAUCUUGUAUGAUCGGUCGAAGAGAUCAGCGUGUUACGGAAGAAGAAACUUGAAACACAAUUCAGAACUGCAAACGCUGGUGUGCAUCAACAAGCCUGACAACAUAACAUCAAUGAUUAGCCUUCUUAGAGCUACUUCUCCAUCUAAAGACUCGCCAAUGGAUUGUUGUGUUCUUCACCUAAUCGAGCUAGUGGGUCAAGCUAAUCCCACGUUUAUCUCCCACCAGCUUCAGAAACCAAAACCUGGAAGUCGGUCUUAUUCCGAAAAUGUCAUAAGCUCUUUCCAAAUGUUUCAAGAGACUUAUUGGGACUCUGCUUCCAUAAACAUGUUCACGUCUUUAACUUCCGCUAAAGAGAUGCAUGAACACAUAUGUUGGUUUGCUCUUGAUAAAGGUUCAAAUCUUAUUCUCCUCUCGUUUCACCGCACUUGGGGGCCUAACGGAAAUGACAUUAUCUCAGACGAUCAAACCCAAAGAAGUCUUAAUCGUAGCGUUCUGAAACGAGCCCCUUGCUCUGUCGGAAUCUUUGUUCAUCGCAAACCAAUCUGGCAACCCAAAUCCGUAGAAUCUCCAUGCCGUGUAUGCUUGAUUUACGUGGGUGGAAAUGACGACAAAGAGGCCUUGGCAUUAGCUGACCACAUGAGAGGCAACCAACAAGUGAGCCUAACGGUGAUUUGCGUGAUCCCUGCAUCUCAUGCCGAGGAGAAUACCAAGAGGAGUCGUAGUCAAAUGGCAGACAUGAACAGUCACGAAGAGAAGCCUCGAGAUAACUCCAUCAUCAUUGAAUUGACAGUGGCGGAUGGCACGGAGACUUCCAAAUUUUUGCACUCGGUGGCUUACGACUAUGAACUAUUUGUAGUCGGUAGAAGAAGCGGGAUUGGUACUACGGUCACUAAAGGACUUGGGGACUGGAUGGAAUUCGACGAACUUGGAGUCAUCCGAGAUUUGUUAGCAUCUGAAUAUUUCCCUUCUAGAGCUUCCGUGUUGAUAGUCCAACAACGAGAAUGA